GUCGUCGUGACGGUUCCCGGUCAAGCAUGUGCUUUCGGCGUCGAAUCAUUUACAUCAGUGUACCUGUGUAAAUCGACGGUGAGAUACACGAACAUCACCUUCGAGGAGUGAAGAGCGCUUCCUCGUGUACGGUCGCGCCGGAGAAAAGCGAUGCCCAUCCAGGACCAUGACGCCUUCUCCUCCACUGCCUCCAAUGGUCCUGAAAGACUUGGAGGACAUUGGGAAGUGGCUGGAGUCCAAUCCGGAAGCGUUCGAAAGGUGGUUGAGGGAUCAUGCUUCUCAAGAUUUAAAGCAACGUGUACAGAAAGCUCUGUUGCCAGAAACGGAGCACGACUUAACCAAAAAUUCGAAUAUUUCAUCUGAUAUAUUCCAACUUUGGUUAGCGGCGUCUCCGGCGAACAAUAAUCAACAACUACAAAAUAUCCGUCCUGAAUAUAAUUAUGAAUCUUUGGAGGAAUCGGAACUUUUUAUGGAACUCAUCCGAGACGUAGCAAAUGAACUCGACAUAGAUGUAUUGUGUUAUAAAAUUUUGAAGAAUGUCAGUAUGCUUACGUACGCCGAUAGGGGUUCCCUAUUUUUGGCUCGAUCUUCUGGAGAAGAAAAAUAUCUUGUUGCUAAACUGUUCGACGUCCGACAUGAUUCCUCCUUUGAUGAAGCCAUUAGACUUUCCAGAUAUGAAGAGCUGAAGAUACCGUUCGGUGUUGGGAUUGCGGGAACGGUAGCACAGACGAAAACUCUUAUAAAUAUCAGGGACGCCUACAAAGACCCACGAUUUAACAAUGAAAUUGAUCUACGGACGGGAUACAGGACCAAUUUGAUCCUUUGCAUGCCAAUAUGUAAUUAUGAAGGUGACGUGAUUGGCGUCGCCCAAAUUAUCAACAAAACCAACGAUUCGCAAGAUUUCACUGCUCGAGACGUCGAAGUUUUUCAACGAUACUUAACUUUCUGCGGUAUUGGGAUCCAGAACGCGCAGUUAUUCGAAGUAUCAGUGUUAGAAUAUAAGAGGAAUCAGAUUCUACUGAAUUUGGCACGGAGCAUUUUCGAGGAGCAGAGUAAUCUGGAAUGUCUGGUAACUAAAAUAAUGAGGGAAGCUCAGGAUUUGCUCAAGUGUGAACGCUGCGCUGUUUAUUUACUCGACUUGGAUUGCUGCGAAGCAAGUCACUUAGAGCGUAUUCUAGAGCGUCCUGGGAAGUCAAUAGAACGUUACGCUCCUCCACUGAAUCGAGUCGAAAGCGGCACCCUGACAGCGGAAGACAUGCGAGAAAACGGAUUACGGAAACCGAGCGUAUUUACAACCGUGUUUGAACUAAGAGAUUGCGGAACACAAACGCUCGUUUCGAGACCAUCAUCGUUUGAUUUGGCAAGCUCUACUCUGGCUCAAAUAGCCGGUUACGCUGUUUCUACUGGUCAAAUUCUCAACAUCGGCGACGUUAAAUCGUGGCUAAAAGAAAAACACAGUGAAGGAGACGCCGAAACAGCCAGUACGAUACUUUGUAUGCCCAUAAUGAACGGGAAAAGGAAUCUAAUAGGUGUGGCUCAAUUGAUAAACAAGGAAAACAACGCUCCGUUUACAGAAUGCGACGUUUCGUUAUUCGAGGCGUUCGCGAUUUUCUGCGGAUUGGGUAUCCACAAUACUCAAAUGUACGAAAACGCUUGUAAAUUGAUGGCGAAGCAGAAAGUAGCAUUGGAAUGUCUUUCAUAUCACGCUACCGCCAAUGACGAAUCCACGGAAAAAUUGGUCAAAGAAGAAAUUCCUUCGGCGGAUUGUUUUAACCUGUACAGUUUUACUUUUAUCGAUUUCGAUUUGUCGGAUGAUGAUACUUGCAAGGCGACUUUGAGGAUGUUUAUGGAAUGUAAUUUGGUGCAACAGUUUCAUAUUCCCUAUGAUGUUUUAUGUAGAUGGAUAUUGAGUGUGAAGAAGAAUUACAGACCGGUAAAAUAUCAUAAUUGGAGGCAUGCGCUCAACGUUGCUCAGACUAUGUUUGCUAUGUUUAAAACUGGAAAAAUGGAAAGGUUUAUGAGCGAUUUAGAGAUAUUGGGGUUGAUAGUAGCUUGUCUAUGUCACGAUUUAGACCAUCGAGGUACUAACAACGCUUUCCAAAUGAAAACCGAUUCGCCGUUAGCAGUUUUAUAUUCGACGAGUACAAUGGAACAUCAUCAUUUCGACCAGUGCGUAAUGAUCCUCAAUACAGACAGCAAUAAUAUUUUCCAAGCACUAUCACCUGAGGAUUAUCGCAAGGUUAUGAGAAUCGUCGAAACUGCAAUUUUAUCAACCGAUUUGGCGAUGUAUUUUAAGAAAAAAAACAAAUUCUUGGAAUUAAUCGAAAAUGGGGAAUUUGACUGGCAGAGCGACGACAAAAAAGAGCUACUUUCCGGUAUGAUGAUGACGGCUUGUGAUGUUAGCGCUAUUGCAAAACCAUGGGAUGUCCAACAUAGGGUAGCGAAACUAGUAGCCGACGAGUUUUUCGAUCAAGGUGAUUUGGAAAAAUUACAACUGAAGGAGCAACCCAUUGCACAAAUGGAUAGGGAAAGGAAAGAUGAACUACCCCAAAUGCAAGUUGGUUUCAUAGAUGUAAUUUGUCUGCCUUUGUAUAGGGUAUUAUCUGAAACGUUUCCUUGGAUGAAACCACUUUAUCAAGGGACACUUGAGAACAGGCAACAUUGGCAAGAUUUAGCUGAAAAAGUUGAAAUGGGUCUUACAUGGAUAGAUCACGAUACCAUAGAUAAACCUGUUGAAGCUUUCACAGAUCCAGAAGAAACUAAAGAUAUUGAACUAACAGUUCAAACCCUCCACACAGUGAUGUCUUCUCCUCCAAUAGAAAUCAAAAAGAGACAGAAGCACAAAUUUUGUUGCAUAUUGUGACAAAAAGCCGAAAAAGAUAUUACAUACGUGUAGGACUCUAUUAAGAAACUUAGAUCAAAAAUAAAAUGCUCAUAGUCAGUUCUAUUCAGGUAGUAGAAACUAGUUUCAAAAUAAAUGAUAUUUUCCUUAUUAUUUAUAAGACACAAACGAAUUAUUUGUUUCAUUCCUAUUUUGUUAUCUUUAUUGACAUUCAUCAUUGAAUUAUUUAUUUAUUUAGUUUAUAAUCUUAAUUAACAUAUUAUUCUCUAUAAACUUUUUAUUUUAGUAGAUAUUACUUACACGAUAGUAGCGUAGGUUCUUAUAAGUAAAAGGGGGCCACAUAUCAAUCUCUUAUUUAACAAUUCGAUUUUCAAAAUUAGUUAUUAAGAUAGAUAUCUGAAUAGAACUUUUUCACUCCUUCAUACUCACAAUCUCAAUAAAUACAUCGUGAUUCGCUAUAAAUUAAAAUUUUCCUGGACAUACUAAAUUGAGCUGUAAAUAUAACAUCCAAAAUGCCUGUUUGGUUUAUACUACAUUUUCUGUUUGAAUUCGAAAUAAUAACCAAUUCAUCUUCUUUUUUAAAAGGAGCAUAUUAAUUUCUAGACAACUAGUAAGUGGUGUCUCUGUAAAAGAAAUACACAGCUAUGUAUAAUUCUUCUUUUUUUCAUUGAGUGAUCAGCUGAUUAAUUUUCAAUCUACAUAACAGUGUUUGUUCAAUAUUUUGAAACUAUCAAUGUCUAAUAAUGCAACAGCAAAAGUACAAUAGCUUAUUUGUAGUACGCCUUUUUGAUUUAUUUGUUAAAAAUGACACGGGUCCAGAAAAAAUAUUUUUUUCGAAGCAAUUUUCAAAAUAAAGUAUCACUUUGUAUUUUUUAAGAACACAAAUGAUGUUUUAGUAACUACUCAAAACAUUUUGUAACUUAGGAUUUGUAAACCAAGAUGUAAAUAGAUAUUUCCUUAAUUAUAGUAGGCGAAUUUUAUUACUCGACCAGAAGAAUUUAACCUAAAAGAAAAAUUUUACAAACUUUCGAAUGUGGAAUGAAAAUUUUUUACUAAAAUACACUACGAAAUAUGGGAUUGCAUAAAACAGUUGUUGGCUUAAUUGGCAUGCAUUUAUUCGUUCGGUCUCAAACCUGAACAGAAGAAACUGGGAUACAAUUUUUUUCAGUUACAGUUAUUCAUGGAGGGUAGAGAGAAGAAGAAUAAUCUUUGUAUAUGAAAAACGUCGGACGAAAUGUGUUGAACGAAGGUGGCGUCAUAUCAGCAUCAGGAUAAUUUUCUUUUAGGUUGUAUUUAUUACAUUGUGCAAACCAACCACCUUCUUUAGAUUGUACGUGGAUGGAACGAAAACGCUUGUUGUUAGUAGGCAUCCACCAUAGAACAAUGCUGUUCUGUGAUUUGCUGGACGCAAUAGCCCUUAUUUCCACCUGACAUCAAAUCUGUAAACUUUGACGUAUUAGCUGUGCUAAUGUACCCAUAGAGCGCGCUUCGUUUCAUCACCCACUUCCCGCACUAACAAGUUUCCAAAUCCUGACGUACCCUACGUCAUUCUAGAAGGUUUUUGAACUGUUAUUUAUUAUAUACAGUUGGACCUUUUUCCAAAAUCUCUCCCAUAUAUGAUACUCCUCCUCUUCACCCUUCAUACUGUUGUUACAACAGAACUAAAAAGCAAAGUCUCUGUUAUGGAAAGUCUGGACACGAAUUAGAACGCCCAUGUGUAACAGAGAAAACUCUGUGUCCUUUUCUAUUCUUUCCUUCCAAGAAAUUAAUGGCGCCCGCGCUUACGGUGACGUCGGUUUCUUCUUUCACGUGAUUUCGCGAAUAUAAAUACAUUCACACAUAAAUUCGUAAUAUAACAACAAUAUAUCGAUCAAAUACUAAUAAUACAAAUUUUAUUUCCUUUAUAAAACAAUUUGAAUAUAUGUUCCUAUGGUCAACAACAUUGUUUGAUCAUUUGAACAGACCACUGUUUCGCGCGUUUCUCUUAUUGGAGCCGCCAUUAAUUUCUUAGCUGGAGGCCAACCAAUCGCGUGAACGACCGCUCGUGUCUAGACCUUCCAAUACAGGGAUUCUACUAAAAAGUUGUUGACAAUGCCAUCUGCACUUUCAACUACAAACCCUAACGUCAAUUAUUUUUAUAUACUCAAUUUGUGGAAUGCUUAACUUACCAAAUGACUGUUCUCUUGAAAACUAUCACUCUUAUUUAAAUAAUUUUCUUGUUAGAUUUUUCUAUUAACUUAAAUAUCUUUAUGGUUGAUUGUAUCUGUUUAUAUUCAUUUUUGUUAUAUUGAAUUCGAUACAUUUGUAUAUUAUGUUAGUUAUUAAAUAUAUAUUAUUACACAGUCGAUUUUAUCGCUAAGUUUUUGUAAACUUUUAAAUAAACAAGUUCGACUUAAU
This is a messenger RNA of Diorhabda sublineata, 5239 nucleotides long. RefSeq names its product cGMP-specific 3',5'-cyclic phosphodiesterase. Lineage: Eukaryota; Metazoa; Arthropoda; Insecta; Coleoptera; Chrysomelidae. Gene Ontology annotation, biological process: signal transduction. The coding region runs from base 167 to 2863 and encodes 898 amino acids. Gene Ontology annotation, molecular function: protein binding; 3',5'-cyclic-nucleotide phosphodiesterase activity. The record is from RefSeq and is a predicted model, not a curated record. The transcript is spliced from 14 exons.